This is a messenger RNA of Lactuca saligna, 489 nucleotides long. The record is from the annotation of a GenBank genome assembly. Lineage: Eukaryota; Viridiplantae; Streptophyta; Magnoliopsida; Asterales; Asteraceae.
AUGAACGGUGAACUCGUGACAGUGAAAUUGAUUUUUAUAGAAGGUGAAGGAAAGUUAGUCGAUUGUGCAGCAAGGGUUCUCAGCAUGUCUCGUGCAGCAAGCAUGUCUCGUGACUCACUCAACAUUGAUGUCUACCAUAAAGAUGUACGUAACAUGGAUUUCAAGAAGUUCAAGACCUAUCUCCAAAAAUUGAUCAACAAUAGAUGUUGGGAUAUGUAUUACUGUCUUAAAAAUCGGUCCCUCGUAGAUGGGUUAAGGGAGCUCAGGGAUGAAGAUGAUUAUGUUAGGUUCCUUGAUGCUGGGUUUGAUGAUGAUGAUAAUCAAAUAAGUAUCUACAUUGAUGACCAUCAUGAACCCUUACUAGAUUGGAUUGAAGAAGAAAAAGCUGAAGAAUGGGAUAGUGGUACUGAAACAUAUGAAGAUGAUGUGGACUCGGUAUUAUCGUAUGAUCUAUCGGUGGACCAUGAAGCUGAUGAUGAGGACAUUUAA